AUGGCUCUGUCCUACCAGCAGACCAGGCUCAUCAGGGGCACCAUCCCCGCCCUCACCGACCACGGCGAGCGCAUCACAACCAUCUUCUACCGCAACAUGCUUCGUGACCAUCCCGAGCUUAACGACUACUUCAACACGGUCAACCAGGCCAACGGCCGCCAGCCCCGAGCCCUUACCGCCGUCAUCCUCAGCUACGCCAACAACAUCAACCACAUCACCGAGCUCAUCCCCAAGAUGGAGCGCAUGUGUCACAAGCACUGCUCCCUCGGCAUCAAGCCCGAGCACUACGCCAUCGUCGAAAAGUAUCUCAUCGCCGCUUUCGCAGAGGUCCUCGGCCCCGCCAUGACCCCCCAGGUGAGGGAGGCCUGGACCAAGGCCUACUGGAUGCUUGCCAAGAUGCUCAUCGGCCGUGAGGCUCAGCUGUACCGCGACUUUGGCAAGUGGCAGGGCUACCGCAAGUUCCGCAUCGAGAAGAAGGUUGAGGAGUCUGAUGACAUCUACUCCUUCUACCUCGUCCCCGUUGACGGCAAGCGUCUUCCUCCCUUCCAGCCCGGCCAGUACGUCUCUGUCCAGGUCAGCAUCGCCGAGAAGGGCUACCUCCAGUGUCGCCAGUACUCUCUGAGCGAUGCUCCCCGUCCUGACUACUACCGCGUCACCGUUAAGCGGGAUGAGGGCCUCCACAUGACUCGCAAUGGCCGGUAUCUCGGCGGCGGUGCCCUCAACCCCGGUGUCGUCUCCAACCUCCUCAUCGACAUGAAGGAUGAGGGUGACAUUGUCGAGCUCACCCACCCUGCCGGCGAGUUCUACCUUGACAUGGCCAACACUUCCAACGUCCCCAUCGUUCUCAUCUCCGCUGGCGUUGGUGUCACCCCCAUGAUGUCCAUCCUCAACACCGUCUCUGAGCGUCAGCCUCACCGUCCCGUCUCCUGGAUCCACGGCUCCCGCCGCUCGGUGCCCUUCUACGACCAGGUCCGCCGUAUCGCCCGCAACCGACCCAACUUCCGCUCCAACAUUUUCAAGACUCACCUCGCCGAGUCUGAUGUCUACGGUGUCACUUACGACCACGACUUCCGCGUCGAUCUGGCCAAGGUUGACCGCGAUGACCUGUACCUGUGCCACGGCGCCACCGAGUACUACAUCUGCGGCCCUGAGCAGUUCAUGCUCGAGAUGGCCGAGUACCUCAAGUCCAAGCAGGUCGACUCGUCCCGCAUGCACUUUGAGCUGUUCAGCACCGGUGACAUGGAGUUCAAGGUCGACACCCUGAGCAUCAUCUCCAGCACCAGCGGAGGCUGCCCCGGUGGUUACAGCGCCGCCCCCAGCUCGGCCCCAUCCAUCAACAGCACCACGGAGCGGAGAUGCCCCAGCUCCGGCGCCACCUCCGGCCAGUGCCCCUUCUCUGCGGCAUAG
Messenger RNA from Fusarium keratoplasticum, 1407 nucleotides. Its product is annotated as Nitric oxide dioxygenase. Gene Ontology annotation, molecular function: nitric oxide dioxygenase [NAD(P)H] activity; oxygen binding; heme binding. The transcript has a single exon. Gene Ontology annotation, biological process: nitric oxide catabolic process; cellular response to nitrosative stress. The record is from RefSeq and is a predicted model, not a curated record. Bases 1 to 1407 code for a protein of 468 amino acids. Gene Ontology annotation, cellular component: intracellular anatomical structure. Lineage: Eukaryota; Fungi; Ascomycota; Sordariomycetes; Hypocreales; Nectriaceae.